This is a messenger RNA of Cynocephalus volans (Philippine flying lemur), 2662 nucleotides long. Its product is annotated as solute carrier family 25 member 36. Gene Ontology annotation, molecular function: pyrimidine nucleotide transmembrane transporter activity. Bases 195 to 1130 code for a protein of 311 amino acids. Gene Ontology annotation, biological process: pyrimidine nucleotide import into mitochondrion. Gene Ontology annotation, cellular component: mitochondrion. NCBI's taxonomy places the organism in Eukaryota, Metazoa, Chordata, Mammalia, Dermoptera, Cynocephalidae. The record is from RefSeq and is a predicted model, not a curated record. The transcript has a single exon.
GGCCCGGAGGCGGUGUGGCUGGGGCGGUGCGGGGAGGGCUGUGCGGAUUGCUUUCCGCAGCCGCGUCUCCGCCCACUCCCCUCGCCGUCUCUGGGGCGUAGGACGUCUACCAGUCGGGGACCGAAGCCGCUGGCCGCAGCGGGCGUCCGGAUCCGCGUCCCGCCUCAGUGCCCGGAGGACAUGCGGGAGAGAGAAUGAGCCAGAGGGACACGCUGGUGCAUCUGUUUGCCGGGGGAUGUGGUGGUACAGUGGGAGCUAUUCUGACAUGUCCACUGGAAGUUGUAAAAACACGGCUGCAGUCAUCUUCUGUGACACUUUAUAUAUCUGAAGUUCAGCUGAACACCAUGGCUGGAGCCAGUGUCAACCGAGUAGUGUCUCCUGGACCUCUCCAUUGCUUAAAAAUGAUCUUGGAAAAAGAAGGGCCUCGUUCCUUAUUUAGAGGAUUAGGCCCCAAUUUAGUGGGGGUGGCUCCUUCCAGAGCAAUAUACUUUGCUGCUUACUCAAACUGCAAGGAAAAGUUGAACGAUGUAUUUGAUCCUGAUUCUACCCAGGUACACAUGAUUUCAGCUGCAAUGGCAGGUUUUACUGCAAUCACAGCAACCAACCCCAUUUGGCUUAUAAAGACUCGGUUACAGCUUGACGCAAGGAACCGUGGGGAAAAGCGAAUGGGCGCUUUUGAAUGUGUCCGUAAAGUGUAUCAGACAGAUGGACCUAGAGGAUUUUAUAGGGGCAUGUCUGCUUCAUAUGCUGGCAUAUCUGAGACUGUUAUCCAUUUUGUUAUUUAUGAAAGUAUAAAGCAAAAACUACUGGGAUAUAAGGCUGCUUCUACAAUGGAAAAUGAUGAAGAGUCUGUGAAAGAAGCAUCAGAUUUUGUGGGAAUGAUGCUAGCUGCUGCCACCUCAAAAACUUGUGCCACAACUAUAGCAUAUCCACAUGAAGUUGUAAGAACAAGACUACGUGAAGAGGGAACAAAAUACAGAUCUUUUUUUCAGACAGUGUCUUUGGUUGUUCAAGAAGAAGGGUAUGGAUCUCUUUACCGUGGUUUAACAACACACCUCGUGAGACAGAUUCCAAACACAGCCAUUAUGAUGGCCACCUAUGAACUGGUGGUCUACCUACUCAACGGAUAGCAGCAGAGUGCUGCCGUGCUACGAAGAGGGAAGACCAAAAGAUUACAGUGGACCAUGGAAUAUUGAAGCCAGCAUGGCAGACAAAAGAAAAAUAGUUUGGGAACACGUAACUAUGCCUAAGUGGAAGUUUGGUUGUAAGAAUUAAAGUAAUCACACCACAUUACUUGACCUUUCAGUAAUGUGAAAAAAACCUCGGCUGCCUCCAAGGAAAUGCCUUUAGAAGCACUCCUUUUUCAAAAUUGCCAUUUUCUCUACUGUGUCCUUCAGACAUACCUGUGUUUUGUUUAUUUAUGGCAGUCAGAGUAUACUGUUGUUUAUGCCAUGAGUACCUUUCCAGUCUUCUAAACAAAGCCAUCCAUAAUUAUAUACCGUACUGUAACUAUCCAAAGAUAGUAUAGACAGUCAUAAAUUUCUGACUUUGGCUUUGGUUUAAUUCCUAGAAAAUUGUAAAAGAACAACAGUAAUAGGGGAUCCUCAGUAUUAUUUUCACAUUUCCCUGAGAGGACCUGGCACAAUAUUUUAAAUUUAAUUAUUUGGCAUUAGUAGUCACUGUUUUUGACAACCAAUGAAAUAGUAUCUGAUUAUCUUGUAAUAAUUUUAGCAUCAAAAUGUUUGGGUUUCUACUACUAACAGAUGCUUGAUGUUUAGCAUAAUGUGAAUAUUUAAAUGUUAACAUAUCAAACUCACAUGGUAAUAGUUUGGAACAAAAUAAACUAGUAAAAUGAUUCUUGGCCAUUUCAGUGACUUAAGCAUGUCCUCAUAUCUUCUCUAAUUUUGUGAUACAUGAAUGAAUGCAAUUGUCUUUUCAGUGAUUUGCUAGUUAUGAAUUUGAAUUAUCACCUAUUUAUCAUGUCUAGGUAUUACUUACUUAAAGUGGGAAAGAUUUCCCACUUCAGAAUCUUUUUUACUUGCUUUCACAUGGAGAAUUUGAAUCUUUGAAUUAUUUCCGGGUCUGAAUAGAUAACAUUUAUUUAUUUUGUAGAGAAAAUGGUAAUUUUCAGCCCUUACAAACUUUUUUAAGGUGACAUUAAUAUUUAUAUCUGGGAUAGUAUAAAUAUUAUAGAAGAGGGGCCCUCUGCUAUCUGACUCAACAGGUAGUGAUCUUAAUUGACCUUAUAGUUUUGUAAAUGAACAAACUGCUUUUGACAAGAAAUUUAUUCUGUUCUAGUUUCCUGAGUGGAAAAUCAUAGAAAGAUUCAAGUUAAUUUAGGUUAAAUGUGCUAACAGGAUAUAGCUUUUAAAUUUUGCUAUUGACUCAGUUGCACCUUUUAAUACUUUAAAUGUAUUAUGUAUAUAUAUGCCCGUGUGAAGAUGUUUGCUCUAAUUCUGUUAAGAGACUUUACCUAUGGAUGUUGCUAUACUGGUAUAUAAAACUUCUCCAAUUAAACUCCAAUGUGGUACUCAUUUCAGUAUACCUGAACUGUACAUUUUGUGCAAUGGCUUUAACUUAAAAAUGACUCUUUGUGAAUGCACUUUGUGGCCUUUUGGGGGGGAUAAGAUAGUAGGAGAGAAUUUCAUGUUAAGAUUAAAAA